Molecule: messenger RNA, 1934 nt
Organism: Telopea speciosissima
Lineage: Eukaryota; Viridiplantae; Streptophyta; Magnoliopsida; Proteales; Proteaceae
Exons: 3
Coding region: 689-1579 (296 amino acids)
Source: RefSeq, a predicted model, not a curated record
UAUGGGUUCUGAAGUACAGUUAGAAUAAUCUAAUGGGUAUCUUUGAAUUUCCAGUAAUAAGCAAAAGAAAAAACACAAGGAGAAAGACAGAUUGAUCUUUGUUUUGAUGGAGAAGCCCCCAGCUUAGAACCUUUCGUAUCAAGAAGUUCUGAAAUAGUUGUCUGGAAUAUCUUGUUCACAGUCUUACAUGGGCUUACGUAGAGGAGUGAGAAUUGUUUUUAUUUUUUGUUUGCUUUUCUUUUGGGUCACCUCUUUGAUCCUCCUCCCCAAGUACAAUACAAUACUAUACUAUUAACAAAUACACCCAAACACAGACAGACACACUCAUACUAUUAGGCUUUCUCCACCUUUUCUUGCCUCCUUCACAGCCUGUUAAGCUUGAAUUAUUAUUAUUUCCUUUGGGGGAGAAGAGAAUCCUUUGUUGUUCCUGUGAGGAAAGUAAGAAUGGUUCUUUUCUUGGCAAUUGAUUGGUGUAUAUCUUUCUAAAUUCUCCAAAUCUGUCACCAUCCCCUGCUUUGGAUGAGGCCUUAAUGGGUAGAAUUAUCUGAUGAGGGAGAAACUGAUAGUGUUUGCAGCUCUGGGUUGUUUGGGGGCUUGGCUCAUGGAUGAUAGGAACUGUGGAAGGGAGGAGGAUGCUACAUGAACAACCAAAGAGACUUCUUGGAUCCCACCUUUGUGUUUUGCAGGCAUGGGAACAGAACUCCAGUACACAGUUAAUCCCUUAGCCAGCAUACCAAAGAGUACCAACCAAAAUGCUGUAAAUACUAAAGAUUCUUGGGAGUUUUUCCAGAAGAUAUUGUUGAAGAAAAACAUAGAAAAGUCUGGUUUUGACAAGUUUCAAGACUCCAUGGAUAGACUGUUUGAAGAAUUCAACAGAGAAUCUGUGAAGAAGACAAUGCUGAGGCAUGAGGAGAUCUUUAAAGAGCAGGUAAGGGAACUCCACCGGCUAUACAAAGUUCAGAAGAUGCUUAUGGCUGAGCAUAGAAAUAAGGAGCCAAAGCUCCAUCAACUUGUCAAUCAGCAUCACCAAGCAACCCAAGGUGGUCCUGACUUCACAGAGAUGGAUAACCAAAUUGGGUUUUGGAGCCCAGGGACUAGCUCACAAAAUAACCAUUCACCUUUUGAAAACUGGCAACAUUGUGUGAGAGAUGAUCCAAGUUCACAGGAACCUAGUGGUAGCUUUUCUGGCAAUGCUCUCAGAAUUCCUAGGGGCUUUGAUCUUGAAAGACCUGCUGAAGAAAACCUCUCAACUGAUGCUGCCAGUGCUAUUGAAGACCAGACAGGACUUAGCUUCCUAAGGCCAUCUAAAGAUAAGAUGAGUAUUAACAACUCACAUGAUCCAAGAUUCUACCAAGAUGAGGAGGAUAGUGAUGUAGAGCUAACAUUAAGUAUUGGAUGUGGAUCUAGCAGUAGGAAAUCAAGGAGCCACCACCACCCAAAUCAAUCUAUGCCAAUCAGAUCAGAUCAAGAACAGGAUCACAGUGAUCAGGCUAAAAGCAAUGCACACUCAACAUUCAAUCGGGAAAGCUUGCAGCAACAACCAUGGCUUUUUCAGUAUCUUAGUUUGAACAGAACAUGAACUUUUAAUUGUAUUUACUUUGUUUUUUUUUCCUUCCAGUGUUACUGAAGCUCUAAAGUACAACACUGGUCCCAUAGUAAUCCAUUCACCAGUGCGAGAGCCGGUUGGUUGCAGGACAAUUAAUAGUGAAGAAAGUCUUUUCUAUGUCUUUUGGAUUUGUUAAACCUGAUGCCUCAAACAGAUCAGCCCCACAAGUCUUAUCUUUUUGCCAACUUUGAUUGAAGAAAAGAUGAAUCUUGAUGCCUAAACUUGAUCAUUUCCAUGUUUUCCUUCUCCUUCACUGGUGCUUGUUUGGAUUUCCUUUAUCAGAUGUAAAUAUUUGAUUUCAUGUAUUCUUCCCCUUGGAUUGUGUGCA